Molecule: messenger RNA, 1303 nt
Organism: Blepharisma stoltei
Lineage: Eukaryota; Ciliophora; Heterotrichea; Heterotrichida; Blepharismidae
Source: the annotation of a GenBank genome assembly
AUGAGAGGAACUCGUAGGUGGUCAGUAACCCAAGAUCUAAAUUCUGCUCAAUUCAUAUUCAACUUGAUGCAGAAUUUCCCCAAAACAACAAUGGUAAUGGACGUGCGAUCUCCAGCAGAAUUCAAUCACAUGAGACUUCACAAUUCCCUCAAUAUCCCUUACUGUGAUCAAUACAGUGAUUCUCCAUCAAUGCAAGAUCUGAGACAGCACGCAAUAGGAGAUUUAAAAUUAUUUGAUAAUAGAAGACGGCUUCUUAUUAUUAUCGUAUUCAGCCCUCCUGGUAUUGUAUUCGCGAGAGAAGUCGCUUAUAUCUUAUGAAAAGAUAAAUGCAAAGAAGUCCAUGUACUUGAAGAGGAAUUCGGCCAUUUUGCUCAAAAGUACCCGUUUUUGUGCUUAGGGGACGGAUUCCCAACAUAUAAAUUGCCAGCCUUUGGAUACCCUAGUGAAAUUAUUCCUUUUCAGUUAUAUUUAGGUGAUUAUCACCAUGCAGAAGACCCAUUGGUCGUGGAAUGCUUAAAAAUCACACACAUUCUAAAUGCAACGAACUGCUUUGAAGCAAGAUUUAUGUCAAAAGGGGUUGUUUACCUCAGACUAGGAGUUGAAGAUUUAGCAACUGAGGAUAUUUCUAACUCCCAGCUCCCUAAGCGAACAAAAACAUUGGAAAAAUCCCUAUUUUUUGACCAAAAACCCAUUCUCCUCGAGCGAACAAAAAAUUUUUAAAUAACAAGUUUUUUAUGGAAAAAAAAUUGAUAUAGAAGUGAUAAUUAGUAUAUAAAAUCUCUAGCUAAUUCUGUUUAAUUUUAAACAGCUUGCAUUUUAAAACAUAAAUUUUUACAAAUUAAAUAAAUAUUUGCUUUCUGGGGAUUUUUUAAAUUUCGAAAAAAAAAUUACUAUAAAAUUUUAUAUAAUCAAAUUUUUUAAAAAAAAAAAAUUAAACCCCUGAGCAGAUAAAAAUAUUUUGUUCGCUCACGGGGAUAAGCAUUUUCAGCUGGCUUACAAUUUUAUAAAAAAUGCCUUAAAAGAGCCUAGAGGAAGAGUCCUAGUGCAUUGUGCACAAGGGGUUAGCAGGUCAUCUACAUAUGUAAUAAUGUAUUUGAUGAGAUCAAGGAAAAUUAAUUAUGAAGCAGCAUUAAAUAUUGUUAAACUGUAUAGAGAAGUUGCAUGCCCUAAUGAAGGAUUUGCAAAACAGUUGCAAAAUUUGAUUUUUACUGAUUAUGAUAGUGAUAGCAGUAGUGAAAGCGAUAGAAGCAUUGCAAAUGAGUAUGAGAAUGAGACUAAUCAAGACAAAGUUAUGAUAGAUUAA